AAACGCACCCAUACAGAAGUGCGGACCCCCAUCAGCAACCCCACCGUCGACGUCGGAGCAACGGCGCUCGGUAGCGUCGCAACCCCACUUCUCUGCGAAAUCGACUUGCCGCUCGUGUGUCGGCGCGUCGCGUCGCAUCGCGGACGCGCAAAACAGCCUGGUGUUGGUGUGGGUGGAGUAGAAAUUGCGAGGGCGUGCCUGGAAGGCGGAGCUCGAGACUAAAAUCCUGCUGUGUAUCGAACGUCCGUGUGGAUGUUCUCCCUCUCUGUGUGGACGCCGGCAGUGUGAGCGUCGUGUUCGUGUGGAUCUCUCCGUCUCACUCUUGCCCCGAGAGCGACGCUCUCCGGCCGUCAUCGCAUGAGAGUCCCUCCACUAUCAGACCCGUUAACAGCAGUCGACGUCGAGGCACCCGCUCUAACGGCUAACGUCUCUCACAUCCCCGGGCUUGAGCCGGUGCUGGCCGUUCCCGAGCUGUCCUGUCCGGCCGAUGGACCGCGAGGAAAUCAGUGUCGCUGAUAAUCGGAAGGCCCUUUUGCGCGCGACACGUAUUCACCGUCGCCGCCAAGUCGGCCAGAGCUGUCCUACGUCGAUCUGUCCAGCAGCAGCAGGUGUUGACGAAUCGUGAUCAGCAGGCUGCUUCGAGUGUCUUCCUGACUGUGCCCGCGGAGGAACUUGGAGUGCUUGUGCUGAGUACGCCGCUUCGAGGUCGACCGACGCCUCCUGGAAGGAUGAAGUCUGCGAACAGAUGGUUUCACAUCGGACCCGCUUCAUCGCUUGUGCAUAUUGCCGCUUGAGACGAGAGCCGUAUUCUCGAAGAACCACCCUCCGCCAUAGACCGUCUCUCUAACUAAGCUCGCUGCUGUCCUGUCGAAAAUCGCGUAAGAUCCACGGGGAAUCCAGGAAGACCGGACUGCACCUCCAGAGGGCUUCCGUUCAAGCGUAGGGAGUCGUAGGAUUGCGGAAAAAAUCGUGCACGUCGGUUUAUUGUUGAGGAAACGUAAAGACCGUAAGCGUGGUGCUGAGGAACGUGGAGGAGGAUGCGAAUGUCGUGUGCAGUGACGCGGAAGUUGUAAGAGGGUGAACAGACUCGAGGUCCAGGAUGAUGGAAGUGCAGCAACAACACUCGCCUGUCGGGGUGGGUCCGCUGGACUUCUCGAGACGGGGGGUGGCCGAGGCGUCAGCGUUUCGGGUUGUCAAGCCCAAACAGCCGGCUUCGUCGCUCGUGCACCAGCAGCCGUUGCCGCCGGAAACCAACAACAAUGAGAAUCUUCAAGAGAAUCCGCAGAUACCCAUCGACGCUGAGGGCGGCUGCAAUGUUCGUUUAAUGUUUCCGAGACUGUGGGCACCUUUCGGGAAUACCACGGAAGUCACAAACUUGCCGCCUUUACCAAAGAGUCACUCAGAACGUCUGUCCUUCGGAGUGGGUCGCCUGGUGGGCUCGCCGGCGACGAGGAGUCCCUCGCCGUCGCAGUCUCCGUGCCCGGACUCGCCGCCGUCCGACCGCCGAGACGCCGAGGUAGACGUUGACGUCGAGGAGGAAGUGGACGUAGACGUCGAGGAGGUCGGCGACGAGGACGAUCACGAGGACACCUCGAGUCCACCGCGAUCGUCGUCCACCCCGUCUCCGCCGCCCGUGAGCGUCGCGACGUCGCCCGUGUCGCACCCCCCGAAGAGAUCCGGCGACAGCUUCAGCGUAUCGGCUCUCCUCAGGCCGGAUCCACCCUCUGCUCACGUCCAGAAUGCGUCUCCGCACAGAGAGACCACCGCGAUCGGCGCUCAUCCGCCGCCACCCGGCUCGUCCAUCCUCUACCCGCCGCUGCACCUCCAGAGCGGGCUCCUGCCCCCUCACCCGCAUCACCCCCUCUCGUACCUGCACCCCCAGCUGCUGCCGCAUCAUCUUCUACCGCCGCACCUGCUGCUGCGCGGCGUUCAUCCGGCUCACCCGGGACUGCACUCGACCCACACGGCGCACGGGCUGCACCAUCCCCAUCCGCUCGGCGACGUUUACAGCUGUGUCAAGUGCGACAAGAUGUUCAGCACGCCGCAUGGCCUCGAGGUACACGCGAGGCGAUCGCACAACGGCAAACGACCAUUCGCCUGUGAACUGUGCAACAAAACUUUCGGCCACGAGAUCAGCCUCACGCAACACAGGGCCGUACACUCCGCGGAAAAGGUGUUCGAGUGUAAACAGUGCGGCAAGGCUUUCAAGAGAUCCAGCACGCUCAGUACCCACCUCCUGAUCCACUCGGAUACGAGACCGUAUCCCUGCCAGUUUUGCGGCAAGCGAUUCCACCAGAAGAGCGACAUGAAAAAACACACCUACAUACAUACCGGCGAAAAACCUCACAAGUGCCAAGUGUGCGGCAAGGCGUUCUCGCAGAGCAGCAACCUGAUCACGCAUUCGAGGAAACAUACGGGCUUCAAGCCGUUCGCCUGCGAGCUCUGCGGCCGAGCUUUCCAGCGGAAGGUCGACUUGAGGAGGCAUCGCGAAACUCAGCACGCCGACCUCAACGCGUCGCAUCGACCGCCGAUGGCUUCCAUUCCCGGGCAGAAUUCUCUGCCCAGCGGAAAUCCACCGAUGAUGCAGUGAGGCCGCGAGGCAGCGACUGACAAUUCGCCGAGUCUCUGCGGACGAUGAUUGAGGAUCGUCGCGAUUAACGGCCGCUCCACGAAUCAAGGAGUCGGGCUAAUCGUGUCAUGGACUAAUCACUGUGAGAACGAUUCGCCGCUGAAAUCAAGGACGAUGACGAUCGCCAUGACGACCUGCCUGGCGAUGACGGUGCUGCGACGGGAAAUUAGAUGUCGCAGAAAGGAACGCGAGUUGUAAUUGUUUUUGGGAAUUGCGAAUCGUGUUACGACGAGAGAGAAAGAGGGAGGGAGGAAGAGAAAAAGACGUAGCUUGUCGGGAGGUACUGGCGCUGUGCAUCCUCCGAAAGUUGUUUGUCUCUGACGAGUAACCAAUCUGUCAAGACGACCUGUCUGAAUUUAAACAAUCCCGAAAUUCGCAACAACCGUGCAGAAAAAAUCGAAAUAUACAUUCGUCAACACAAGCAAGUGGUUUAGACUGAGAGACAAAGAGAGAGAGAGAGAGAGAGGGAGAGAGAGUCCUGCUUCGAAACUUGAAAAAACUGUCGAAAAGCAAAAUGUUGAUAUCAUCCAACCGCGGGUAAUGUACGAGAUGCAAUCUUUCAUGGGACGAAUGAAACGAACGUACACGAAAUCCGGGGGAGUGAAUUCUCGGGACGACGAGAAUUGACUGGAGGAGGAGCUCUUGUGGCAUUCUUAUCGCGAGGUGUUUCCCUCGAUCUUUUGAUGCUUAGUUAGUGCGAGGAGACUGUAAAAGUUAAUAUUUAUUCGACCGUUUGUUUCGUCGGGGUCGCGUUAGUCUUAGGCGAGUGUCCAACGACCUCGAGGACUCUCGACUCGCGGGAUACACUCGCAGGACGAAUGGUGGUGGUGAUGUGUCGGUGAUUUGUCGCGGCCGGAUAUUCCACGGGGAAGCGUUGCAUCCGUUUCGCUUUCUAAGCAACAGCGAGCACGCCCUGAAGUUUGGUUCCUUCAGCGACUUUUAUUCGGGCAGAAGAACUUUUUGACGAAUCGCUACCUAUAAGUUGCAAAUGCGCAAAAACGCGCAAAAACGUGGGGAUGUGUGGGGCGAGGGGACUGUCGACUGUUUUUGUUACGAGUAACGGCUAGCACUUGCUACUUUAAUCGACGUCCUACCUACUGCUAAUGGAUUACCUGUUACUGUAACUUCUCUUCUUACGUAGAUAUUCUCGCUACACGCGGUGCGGCCUUCAAGCUAGUCAGAUAUUUCGAGGAGAGAGACUCGAUGAACGCGUAAAUGAUUUUAGCAGCUGCGUUCAUAAUCGCAGCGGUCGUUGUAAGAUAAGAUCCCGAAGCAGCACACUGUUAUAAACGGGAAUCCAUUCCAGGCUACACCACCACGUUAUCUUUUGUUGUAUGUCUAAAGGCUCGGUGAUACUCGUGGGUUUUCCAUCCUUCUCGAAAUUAGGAACAGACAUUCGAGUAGCGUGAUCGCCGAAUGGCGUGUAACGUGUCAAAGUACGGCGAGAGCGUACUGUAUUUUGCAUAUCUCCCGCACCUGUCGUUCAAGAAAGGGCGUUGGACCCGAUCCCUGAAGUUGCAACUGUGACCAAAAACUGUAAAUAGCACGUAGACCGUAUCCACGGUUAGUCUAAGCAUAUAAAUAUAUACAUAUAUAAAUAUGAAUA
Messenger RNA from Harpegnathos saltator (Jerdon's jumping ant), 4235 nucleotides. RefSeq names its product fez family zinc finger protein 1. Lineage: Eukaryota; Metazoa; Arthropoda; Insecta; Hymenoptera; Formicidae. Bases 1100 to 2590 code for a protein of 496 amino acids. The record is from RefSeq and is a predicted model, not a curated record. Gene Ontology annotation, biological process: regulation of transcription by RNA polymerase II. The transcript has 5 exons. Gene Ontology annotation, molecular function: DNA-binding transcription factor activity, RNA polymerase II-specific; RNA polymerase II cis-regulatory region sequence-specific DNA binding.